Messenger RNA from Arabis nemorensis, 1203 nucleotides. The record is from the annotation of a GenBank genome assembly. Lineage: Eukaryota; Viridiplantae; Streptophyta; Magnoliopsida; Brassicales; Brassicaceae.
AUGAUCUUGUAUAAUAAGGACGGUGGAUCAGACGGAGGAGAGGCGGUGGUGGUUCUGAAGAAAGGGCCGUGGACGGCUGCUGAGGACGAGACACUUGCGGCUUACGUAAGGGAAUACGGAGAAGGUAACUGGAACGCUGUUCGGAAGAAGACUUGGCUUGCUCGUUGCGGCAAGAGCUGCCGUCUCCGAUGGGCUAACCACCUCCGUCCUAAUCUCAGGAAAGGCUCCUUCUCCCCUCACGAGGAACGUCUCAUCAUCCAACUUCAUUCUCAGCUCGGUAACAAAUGGGCUCGCAUGGCUGCUCAGUUACCAGGACGAACAGAUAACGAGAUCAAGAACUACUGGAACACGAGGUUGAAACGCUUCCAACGCCAAGGCCUUCCUCUCUACCCUCCUGAUAUAUUACCUUACAAUCAUGUUCCACAACAACAGACCUACCUUCGACAACCCAAAACACCCUCCUCCACUCUCCUGUCUCCAACACCCGCUUCUUCCUUCGCCUUUCGCACUCCCACUCCGCCUCCUCUCUGUCCCAAACGUUCUUACAACACUGCCUUCAAUUGCAACCCCUCUUAUACUUCUUCUCCAACCGCUUUCCUUGUCUCUUCUCCGGCCUUCCAUUCCCCUCCUUCUUCCUAUCACUCUACCUAUCCGGUUUACUCCACGAAACAGGAGCUCCCUUCAAACCAAAUCCCAUACUCUGCCUCUUUAGGAGUCUACCAAGUUAGCAAGUUCUCAGGCAAUGCCAAUUAUGACCAUAACCAUCACACUGCUUUGCAUAUAAGUACCUGUCAGCUGUUAGAGGAUGUGAUGGAGGAGGCCGAGGCUUUGGCUGAUAGCUGUCGGGGUCCUAAGCGGAGACAACUCAUGGCUGCACCUGAGGAGGACAACUUCUUCUCUGGUACUUUCAGACAUUGUGCUUCUUCCGACAAACUAUGUUCCCUGCAAGGUAAUGAUCAGACAGCUCAAAAGGAAGAAGAGUCUCUCCAGAUGAACACGAUGCACGAUGAGGACAUAGCACAGCUUCUUGAUUGGGGAAGCGAAAGCGGAGAGAACUCAAAUGGGCAAUUCUCUGUGAUAACAACAGAGGACAACCUCGUCCUUGAUAAUCACCAGCUCGCUUCGCUGUUCCCAGCUGAUGAUGACAACAACAAUAAUACCAACAUGAACCCCUCAUGGGACAACUUGUCGGGGAUCUGCUAG